GCAACAACACGUAUGAUGAAACGUCACUGCCACGUAGAGGAGCAACUGCACGCGCGUCGCUGCCAGAACUUGCUCAAACAUUUUAGUUAGUUAGCUGUUUUGUCGUGCUUUUUCUUCGGUUUGAACGUGGCAGCAUGCUGCUGACCGUGCUGAGCUGCCUCUGCUCCUCUCUGCUGCUGCUGUCUGUCAGCGGGGGGAAGCUGCCUGAAGCUGAGGUGAACAUAGAAGUCCUGCACAGACCUUUUCUCUGUCACCGACAAUCAAAGUACGGAGAUAUACUGCUGGUACAUCAUCAGGGAUACUUUGAGAAUGGGACCAUGUUUCAUGACAGUCGGACUGAAGGUGACAAACAGGCAGUGUGGUUUACACUGGGCAUCAGAGAAGUGAUCAAAGGCUGGGAUAAAGGCCUGCAGGACAUGUGCUCUGGAGAGAAGAGGAAACUCAUCAUACCUCCAGGUCUGGCCUAUGGGAAGGAAGGAAAAGGUAAGAUCCCACCUGAAAGCACACUGACCUUCGUCAUCGAGGUGCUUGAGAUAAGAAAUGGGCCGAGGUCACACGAGUCCUUCCAGGAGAUGGACCUCAACGAUGACUGGAGGCUCUCCAAGCAUGAGGUGAAAGUGUAUCUGAGGAAAGAGUUUGAGCGUCACGGCUACGCUCCCAACGACACUCUACACGAGAACAUGGUGGAGGACAUCUUUGCCAAAGAGGAUGAGAACAAAGACGGCUUCAUAUCAUCCAGAGAGUUUACUUACAAACACGAUGAACUUUGAAUUCUCUCCCAGUCCCACGAACCACUCACUUCCCCUUAGUAUCUUCCAGUUGUCAUUGAUUUUUGGUGGAAAUACUUUUAUUUUAUUUUUUUAUUUUUAUUGUCUGCAUUAAAAGUAAUUCAUUUUAAUAGAA
This is a messenger RNA of Perca flavescens (yellow perch), 903 nucleotides long. Its product is annotated as peptidyl-prolyl cis-trans isomerase FKBP14. Gene Ontology annotation, molecular function: peptidyl-prolyl cis-trans isomerase activity; calcium ion binding. NCBI's taxonomy places the organism in Eukaryota, Metazoa, Chordata, Actinopteri, Perciformes, Percidae. The record is from RefSeq and is a predicted model, not a curated record. The coding region runs from base 135 to 770 and encodes 211 amino acids. The transcript is spliced from 4 exons.